UUGAUUUUGAUGAUAAUUUCAAUUCUCUCAGCCAUGGUUGUUCAAAGAUUUGUUUGGAGAUUUACUGAAUUCUUGGCUGUGUUUUAUAAAACAGUGAAAAGAUAAGUUCGUUUUUUUUAUAGAAAAUAUCGUAAUUAUUCCUUCGUAGGACAAUUCGAAAAUAGUCUAUAUAUAGAAUAUAUAUGUAGUGAUAUGACGUAUUUGUAUGUUUUACCAUUCCAUGCAUGCUGUUAAUCACAAGUGGCAGAAAAAGAGGUAGUGUGAAUCCCAUGUAGCAUGUGUGAUCGUGUCAUAAACAAAUAAUCUCUAUGGGACGUUCAGAAACAAAUAUUCAAUCAAUGUAACGAAAACUCCAAACAUCAGUCAAAUCACAUUCACCUUUUUAUUUCAUUUCAUGAUUAAUUUCAUGAUCAAAGGGACGCGAAAACGGUUGUCUGUAAUCCACGUAUUGAUUGAAAAAAUGGAUUGCAAGCGUUAAACACGGCGUAUUCUAGCGGGACAUCCCUUCCUGUCCCAGUCAGGCGUGGUAAUUCAUAUAACAGCAAGUUCUGCCUUCUUUAUGGCGGAGAAAUCGGAUACAAACACGGUGUCGUAUUUCAUAUGGAUGUUGCAACGAGACGGAAACGUUCGUCCCAUACAUGUAGCUUUAAAAUGAGCAACCCAUGACCUCGAAAUACCUCGACAAGUUAUGAUAUUUAGGGCCCAAAGGAGCGUGAAAUAGCAUAAGACUACACAGGCUUGACAACUCAAUGGAAGAAAAAACUAGGAACGGAUAUGUAAAAUAAAAUUGUACAACUGUGAUCAGCUUACAUGCCAUUGAAUAGAGAUUACGAAACCCGGUCAAUGUUCAUGUGCCCGGACCUUUAAAACUGAUAUACUUGAACUGUUUAUGGCUCUACGUGUGGACUUGAAUACCCACUUUGUUCGAUUUCAAUACUGUGUGUCUUAUCGACAUGCUCUGUGGUUUCUCAAUGCCACCGGUUCCUUAACACAGUUCAGGGAAGUCCAAUUGUCAGCCUUGCGAUUCUUCUUCGUUUUAUGAUGUUUAUGUUCCAGUUUGGAAACUGUGCUAGGGAUUAGAGAUGAAUCAGGAAUCGAUAAUCGAUCGUGUCCGAGUCUGAAUCAACUAUCAGCAUGAGCAGUUGUCCAAAAUGUGGCAAAACGGUGUAUUUUGCUGAGAGAAAAACUUCACUUGGAAAGAAUUGGCAUCCGAACUGUUUAAAAUGUGAAGAGUGUGGGAAAAUUCUUUCGCCUGGUCAACAUGCAGAGAGGAAGGGAUUGCCCUACUGCCACAAACCGUGUUACGCCAGACUGUUCGGGCCCCAGAUGAUGGGGUACGGAUCCAAUGUGGUGUCACCGGCGAAUUUCAAGAGAAACGGGGAUGGAACUUUAUAUAACGGGGAAUAUGACUUUGACUUGAAACAAGUGUUCGAAAGUGGUCAAAUGAUUCACAGUAACGGGAGUCCGUCUUGGCCAAGCCCCAGUCCCCAGGAAAAACUUCACUCCCACUACUCACGACCCACGAGACUGGGCGCGCCAAAUCAAAUCAUGGAGUUUGAUUUUAUGUCUGAACCUGAUACUGAUAGUCAGAAUUGUAAUGGUUCUCCAAAUAAAAGCGAAGUACAGAGAAAAUAUACCCACAGAGAGAUCGAAAUGGAGACAUUAUUUGAUUACGAUCAGGAGACUUUGAUCGACUUGGCGGAACGAGAGCUUCUGAAGAAGAUCGAUGAAUUCAAUGCUUUCUAUGAAGGCAAAAAGAGGCAGUCUCUUACCAUUAAGAAGAGUACCGACCAGUUAGUGAUAGAAGGACCAGUUCGCAUUUACUGGGGAGUAGUCCAACCAAUCAGGUUACAGGAAUUUGAUGAUGUCCCAUCAGUCCCCUCUCCAACGUCAUGGCGACACAGUUUCAUCCCUGGAGACAGAAUACCAGACAUAAAACCUGACCUGAGGAGGUCAAGGUCACCUGAGCCAGUCUCUCCCCGUGUCAGUAGAGGCGUGGACGAUAGUGUCAUAUUCUCACCACCAGAUGGCGUUGUGCUGCGAAAAAAGAACAUCAAAAAGUUUAAUACGGUGGCCUACCGGGGUGAUUCCCGACCCAAUAAAUGGAAGCGGGCGUCAAUUAAUGGUCAUAUCUAUAACUUUGAUACGAGGGUGUUCACCCCUGUCCUGGGCAGCUGUACCAGUGUCACGGUGGACAGUAAAUGUACAACCUAUGGGGUCAUCAAAACACUGCUGGAAAAGUUCAAGAUAGAGAAUCAGCCAGAAGAAUACUCACUGUAUCUUGUGUCAGAGAAAGAAGGUGAGAUUUUAUUAAAAGACUCGGACCAUCCCUUGUUAGAGAGAAUAGCCAGGGGACCAGACGAGACCUCAGGGGUGAAGAUUUACCUGAAAGACCGCAUUAUUACCACAAGAAAAAACUCUCUAGUGACCCAGGCAGUGAGGGAGGAGGAGGAGGAGGAAGAGGAAGAGGAGGGGGUGAUUGAAGAGAUAGCAGAGCCUGUCAAAGUCGAACAAAGCCUUCCAGAUGAGGUGGAGCAGUUGAUAGCUAUACCAGAACCGGUGUUACGUGGGAUUCUACGGAAGUUCAAGGAAGACGAAGACCGAGAAGUCAGGACAGUACGGGCCAGGUAUGAUCUUGCGAAGAGAAAAUUAAAGGACGCAUUAAAAACAAAAAUCUGACAGUGUGGAUACAGUUCAAGGCCAUUGUGUUUUCAAGAUCUCCAAUUCAUGGAGAGAUCCUCUGAGAGGCUGGUUCACAAGUUGUCAGCUACUUUCAGAACUGUGUCAGACAGAUCCAGGCAGAUUCACUCUCGGUGACAAAAUAGUUCUGCUUGGACAUCUUCUCCACUGACCACAUUCAUUGACUGAGCAGCUAUAUCAACAUUUUAUCCACAUACAAGGGCAGUGAUUGUUGCUCAGGGCCAUAUCAGAUCCUCAUCUCUCAUACUUACAUUCUAAAAUAUACAAAUGUUUGUUUUUCCUGUAAAUUAUUGAUGUGGAAAAAACCUGUGUGGAUUUUUCUGUGUGUUUGGAUACUAGUAGAGUAACUCUUAACUUGGAUUAUGAGUUAAAAAGUGAAUGGAUUUCUUUGGAUUCCAAUGUGCAUAAAGGUUUUUACACUUCAUGCUAUUGUUAUGCAGUUGUUAAGAACUGGAGAGAUAGUGCUGUCUUAAAGGGUGCUACGUCAUAACAAAAUGGCAGUUGUGAGAUGGAAAGAGAUUAUGGAGUACUGGCUAUAAUCAAAAUGGCUUGUGUUCAUAACAUCUUUACAGAAAUGGUUAGGAUACCGUUAAUUAUCAGUUCAAUGACAGAAAAUGAGAUAAUUUCAAACAUAUUGUCACCUUUGAUCAAUAGCCGUUUUUAAAAGACUUCAUACGCACAUGUACCAGUAAUUAAUAGUUGCUGCUUUCGAACAAAUUAUAUUUAAAUGUACAUUGUAUUUUAAAUACUGUAUGUUUAUUAUUAUAAAACCAUUUAUAAUUGAAAUCAUAAAGACAAAAUUUAAGUUAUAUCACUUAAAAAAGUAAAAUGCAUGUAGGUUCAAACCUAAAAUGGGUUCAUAAUGAAUUCAAGUUUUUAAGUCAAGUGAAAACUUUGCUUUCUAUCAAGCUUUGAAUAUUGCUGAGAGUAUUAUCUAUUGCUUUUUGAAAUUCUGUUAUUCAUAUAUUCUCCAUGCUCUGGCGUUGAAUAAGUUAAAAAUGAAUGCUGCUGAUAACUGUGUUCUGUAAUGAGCCAACUGCUGAUCACAAGCAAUAAUGGUAGGUGGAUCAAUAAUCUUUAACAGGUGGAUGGUAUUGAGAUUUAAAAAAGUUUAACAUAGUGUUAGUCACCCAUCACGUUACAUUGUUUUUUGUGUGCUUUGUUCGUCUCCAUGUUCUUAUCUCUUACAUUCCAUUUCUACUCCUCUAACAAAUUAACAAAAAUGUAUGUAUGAAUUUAGCAGAAACAUAAUUUGUAUUCUUGCUCACAUUUAAAGAUAGCAUAUUCUAAAUUUAGUUGGCAAAACUGGGUGUUAUUUAAGACAGAAGAAUUUAACCAUGUUACUUUUGUUACCUCCCCUCGUUUUACUCAGCAGAAACUAAUACACAUACAUGUAGUUCUAUGUAGAUUGAUCAUACCCAGAAUUACAUUUCAUUGUUUUACUGGUCAGAGAUUAUUAUACAUGCACAUAAUCCAGAUUUUCAUUAAAGUUUGAUUUUAUAUGUUUUCUUAUUUGGUAUCUACCAGAGUAUUUAUGAUAUGUAAAAGUUUUCAAAUAUAACAGUUGAAUUCAAAAAUGUUAAAUGAAUUACACCCCUAUUCGACAUUUUAGCUACUGUGUGGUUCCGUAUAAUUUUAGCUACAGUUAGUUUAUGAUAUGAAUUAAUCAUGCUCUACAAUAUGUUCAAAUCAUCUCUAUAUGGAUCAACCGUUUUUACUUUUUACUUUGAAAGCUUUUUGGAAAGCUUUAUUCUACAAGUGUGCUAUCCAUUCUCACCUCCCCCAUCUUUCCCAGUAAAGGCUUUUUGAUCCCGAUCAGAAACCCUUGACUAGGGAAGAUGUACAUGUAACUCCCCCUCUUUGUGUCGAUCCCAGAAUUGCGUCCCUUUGAAUUGUUAUGUAACAUCCGCCCUUGUUCUGACAGCAGUGCUGUAUUGUAUUGUUGCAAAUCUUUUGUUAUAUUGGAAUUGUAAAAAGUAAGCCUAUGUCAUUGUGUUAUGAGAAAAAUAAAACAAUGAAAGAUUC
Magallana angulata is the source of this 4725-nucleotide messenger RNA. Its product is annotated as ras association domain-containing protein 2-like. Lineage: Eukaryota; Metazoa; Mollusca; Bivalvia; Ostreida; Ostreidae. The coding region runs from base 1135 to 2679 and encodes 514 amino acids. The transcript is spliced from 12 exons. Gene Ontology annotation, biological process: signal transduction. The record is from RefSeq and is a predicted model, not a curated record.